AUGGAGUUGCAGGACGCCUCCGGCGCGACGCCCUUGGAUCUUGCAAAGAAGCAGAGCCCGCUUGUGACGCCGGCCCGAUGGUCCAGACACCCAGGCUGCGGGCCGUCGCCGUCCCCUACCACUGGCGACGACAUCGGAUUUGCGGCACGCGCGUUCGACUCCGACACCCCGCAGUUCACGGAUGAGGCUGGCAGGGUGGUUUUCGAGUUCAGCGAGAUCCAUACAUCGCACGCUACGAGCAACCUGCGUCACCAGUGCUGGGUGGUCGUCGACGGCCGGGAUCCGACUCUCGAGCAUGUCUCCCCUCUCUCUUCGACCUACCGGGGUGGAAACCCUUCUCUCGGGUUCGCCCUCAGCGGAAUAUCGGCGGUGUUCUGGGCCGCCGAAGGCAGGCCCCGAGUCAUUCUGAAGUUGAAGACGUACGAUAACCAUGUCAAGGCUUUACGGAAGCACAUUGUAAGAGUGGAAUUUCGUGACUCCCGCAACAAGACCUGCUUCUUGCGAUUCGUCCUCCCGUUCGUCCUGACUAUGGAGGAGAAGUCCAGGUAA
Messenger RNA from Colletotrichum spaethianum, 549 nucleotides. RefSeq lists its product as uncharacterized. The coding region runs from base 1 to 549 and encodes 182 amino acids. Lineage: Eukaryota; Fungi; Ascomycota; Sordariomycetes; Glomerellales; Glomerellaceae. The record is from RefSeq and is a predicted model, not a curated record. The transcript has 2 exons.